AUGUACAUUCCAGUCUUAUUUUGUGUUCUAUUUAUGUGGGCAAUAUUGCAUGUUCAUGGAGAUAAAUAUGAACGAAUUUGUCCUGGCUUCGGUUUUAUCAUACCAAAUGGUCCAUGUAAUGAUACGUGUGUAAAUGAUACUGAUUGUGUCAAAUAUUUGAAAUGCUGCUACAGUCCAGCAGUUACACCAUGUGGGUACCAUUGUGUUCCUCCUAAAAUUAAUAUACCAAAAAAAGGCAAAUGCCCAACAAAUAGCACUCAUCCAUUAUGGUAUUUGUGUGAUGUACAUUUCUGCGAUGUAGAUCAUGAAUGUAAAAAAUCAUGUACGGCAAAAUGCUGUCCAAAUGUGUGUGGUAGUCUUAUUUGCGUUGAACCAGCUAAAUAG
This is a messenger RNA of Didymodactylos carnosus, 384 nucleotides long. The record is from the annotation of a GenBank genome assembly. Lineage: Eukaryota; Metazoa; Rotifera; Eurotatoria; Philodinida; Philodinidae.